AUGGUUGUAGAAGGAACUAAAAAGCCUAAAGUUUCAGCGUCCGUGGUAGCACCACCUCGCAAAAUCAAUGUGCAGAAGUUUACAGAAUCCCGUGCUCCUGAGCUUCAUAGCCUUCAGUGUAUUGUUGAAAAUAGGCUAAGCAAUGAUUAUAAGUCUCAAAGGAACAAGAGAAGAAGAACAACAUCAUUUAAUGACCAAAUUGCAAGAAAGGGGCAUAGAAGAAAGAGACAGAAACUGGGAAUAGUUGAUAAAGUUGACGCUGAAUCAGUUUUGAAUAAGGAGUCUCUAAUGCAGCUUCCUCGACGUGUUCUUCGAAGAUAUGAACUUAAGAGUAACCCUGAGAGUGGCCUUUGUACUUUUGGAGAUGGAACCAAGAGGCUGAGAACACAUGUUUGGCAUGCAAAGCGAUUUUCCAUGACCAAAUUGUGGGGUUACCACCUUCCUCUGGGUCUUCAUGGAAGAGGGAAAGGAUCGAGGGCGUUGUUGAGAAAGCUCAAACAAGGGGUGCUGGUACACGAUGCGAGUUAUUACUCUGCUGUUCAAUUGGAGGGUCCAGAGAAUUCGUUAGUUUCAGUAUUAAGAAUGGUACUUGUGCCCACUCCCAUAGAAGCAAGACAUCCCAGAAAUCACAGUGACUUUGUUCUUUCUAGUAUAACCUAUGGAACUGCAAUGCUUCAUCAAGUUGGAGCACCAGUUUCUCAGGCAAUUGCUCCUGUAACUUAUAUGUGGCGACCAACUGAUGUUGAUUUAUGUGAAAAGUCAGAAAGAUUGGACUGUAGUUCUUCUUCUAGGCACCUUUGGGUGUGGAUACACGCAACUGCAUUUGAAGAAGGAUAUGAUAAUCUAAAACUUGCUUGCCAAGAAGAGGUUUAUUUUCUUCUUUAG
Molecule: messenger RNA, 885 nt
Organism: Lathyrus sativus (Indian pea)
Lineage: Eukaryota; Viridiplantae; Streptophyta; Magnoliopsida; Fabales; Fabaceae
Source: the annotation of a GenBank genome assembly